Molecule: messenger RNA, 3072 nt
Organism: Cyprinodon tularosa
Lineage: Eukaryota; Metazoa; Chordata; Actinopteri; Cyprinodontiformes; Cyprinodontidae
Product: cytohesin-3-like
Exons: 13
Coding region: 368-1552 (394 amino acids)
Biological process (GO): regulation of ARF protein signal transduction
Molecular function (GO): guanyl-nucleotide exchange factor activity
Source: RefSeq, a predicted model, not a curated record
GGUGUGUGAGCGUGUGUGACCGUGAAUUCAGGCGGAGCAGAUAGAGGAUGGAGGACUGGAACGAAGGGACGGAGAAGCAGCCGACUCACAUCUCACCCCGACAAAAACACGUCCACGCGUGAGGAAUCGUGUUAAAUCCACGCUAAGAGUUCGGAUUGCAUUGCCUCUCUUUCCUCGUUUUGUCGCAGGCAGCAGCUGCGCGUCGCUUCGCUUCGCUUCUCCUGGCGGUGAAAACAGAACCGGCUCUGGCUUUUAUGUGGAUGGAGAGAAAAUCCUGUUAAAAAAGGGAGAAAAAAAAAAACAAUCACAGCAACAUUUCACGCGAGGUUUCACACCUUCUUCCUUAACAGUCACCGAUCCCGUGGAAAUGGAUGAAGACAAUCAUGUCCCAGAGGAUCUGUCCCUGGAGGAGAGGGAUGAGCUGUCAAACAUCCGACGGAGGAAGAGGGAGCUGCUCGAUGAUAUUGAGAGGUUGAAAUUUGAGAUCUCAGAGGUCAUGACAGAGAUCGAACAGCUGACGUGUGUCGGAGAAAGCAAAACAUCCCAGAGGAACAAACAGAUUGCAAUGGGAAGGAAGAAGUUUAACAUGGAUCCUAAAAAGGGAAUCCAGUUCCUGCUGGAGAACGACCUCCUUCAGAACACCCCAGAAGACAUCGCCCAGUUCCUCUACAAGGGCGAGGGCCUCAACAAGACCGUCAUUGGGGACUACUUGGGCGAGCGGGAUGACUUUAAUAUCAAGGUUCUUCAGGCCUUUGUGGAGCUGCAUGAGUUUGCAGACCUGAACCUCGUCCAAGCGCUGCGGCAGUUCCUAUGGAGUUUCCGACUGCCAGGUGAAGCCCAGAAGAUUGACCGGAUGAUGGAGGCGUUUGCUUCGCGCUACUGCCAGUGCAACCCUGGAGUCUUCCAGUCGACAGAUACCUGCUAUGUAUUGUCAUUCGCCAUCAUCAUGCUGAACACCAGUCUACACAACCCAAACGUCAGAGACAAGCCCCCCGUGGAGCGCUUCAUCUCCAUGAACAGGGGCAUCAAUGAAGGAGGGGAUCUGCCAGAGGAGCUUCUCAGGAAUCUUUACGACAGCAUCAAAAAUGAGCCCUUUAAAAUCCCAGAGGACGACGGGAAUGACUUGACACACACAUUCUUCAACCCGGACAGAGAGGGCUGGCUGUUAAAGCUGGGCGGCAGAGUCAAAACGUGGAAGAGAAGAUGGUUUAUCCUGACUGACAACUGCCUCUAUUACUUUGAGUACACGACAGAUAAAGAGCCUCGUGGAAUCAUCCCCCUAGAGAACCUCAGCAUCAGAGAGGUGGAUGAGCCAAGAAAACCUAACUGCUUUGAGCUCUACAACCCCAGCCACAAAGGGCAGGUCAUCAAGGCCUGCAAGACGGAGGCAGACGGGCGCGUUGUGGAGGGUAACCACGUAGUGUACAGGAUAUCGGCCCCCACCCAGGAGGAGAAGGAGGAAUGGAUCAAGUCCAUCAAGGCGAGCAUCAGCAGGGAUCCUUUCUACGACAUGCUGGCCACCAGGAAGAGAAGGAUAGCCAAUAAGAAAUGAUGACUGCCUGCCCUUGUGUCCAUUUCUGUUUUUAUCACUGAAGUCAUGAAGGUCUCCCAUCCGUUGAUGUCAGGGAUGAGGGACAAGCAGGUACAAAGGGAUCAUUUCUGGACCAACGAUGCCAGAAUCUCAAGGCUGUUCUGAUGUGAAACUGAAGAAGAGGGAAGAUUGAAAGACUUCUAAUGAAGCACAGUCAAAGAAGACACAACUGCGACUGUCAAAAGGGAGCCUUUUCUGUAAUGCUUGGGAGAGACUGCCCCCUGCUGGGCAUUUAAGGAAUGGGAACUAGUCACCAUAUACAGUGCCUUGCAAAAUUUCCCCAUUUAUCUUUUCCACAUUUUGUCACUUCAUUUUAUUUCAACUGGAUUUUAUGUGAUAGACCAACACAAAGUAGUGCAUUAUCUUUAAGCAAUGAUAUUUCUGUUUGUUUAUUAUUUUAUUUGCUGAUUAAAAAUCAGUAAAAUGAAGCAUGAGUUGAAUCAAGGAUAGAGUAAAUGCUUUGGAGAUCUAUACCAGCUUUUCAACUUUAAAAUCUGAAUUUUCUGCCUAUUCUGGAGUUGAAACUCAGUCAGUUCAGGUGGAAAACUUUUCUGAGCACAAUUUUAGCUCCGACUUUAUAUUCAGGGUUAUUCUCCUGCAGCAUUAACGUUUACCUUUCCUUUACCCAACAAAUGAUGCACCGUUUAGUGUUGGACUACCUCGUACAAUCGCGCCGAAGCAGACUGAUUUUUCUGGUGAAAAAUUGUGAAAAAGUUCCAGAGCUUUGAUUUAUUUUUUUUGCAAGACACUGUAAACCCACAGAAACUCUGACGGCAGCUUUCCUGUCAUCUUUUCCUUCAUCUGCCGACGUGUUACAAUAUUUUAUAGCAACUUCUGAAAGCCUCACGUUUAUCAGUCAGCUGGUCUGGUUGGUAGCUUUCAAAUGACCGAAUUAUGCAAUCGUUCUGAUUUAUUCUGUAAAUGAAUUCACACACCUAAAUUAUAAAACGCGCAGGUAUUUAAUAUCCGACUGCCAAUGGAGAAAUGAAUGAGGGCUGAAGAGCUUAGUGUAUAGAGUGUAAUAAUGACACAUUUUAGACUGACUGUGCUUUUAAAAAGUUCUAAUUCAGUUUGUUAAUCAUCUCUAAAGAUUUUGUGUCCAAAAAUCCAUCUUUUUAAUUUCAACUCUUUUGUAUUUAUUUUCUCCUCCUUCCAGUUAGCUUGUAGUAAAUUGUGUACAGGUGGUUUUCUUUAUGUUCAUGCAGUGUUUAUCCAUUUGGCUACAAUACAGCAAGAGAGGCGUUUUGUUUCUCCUGGUGUUGAAAAGAAGCCUCCUUAUUCCUGUGGUUGAUGAGGACGUAAUACACAUACAGGAUUAAAGAAAUAAUGUCUUGUGAACAUUCAGAAGGUCAAUCAGAGUCUCUCAGUUUAACCAGCAGCUGGUGAACAGGUUACGUUUGUCAUUGUUGUGCGUUUCUUUGGGGAAACAUCCUUUAAAAAUACUUUGAUGUUAAAUCUAAAUAAAAAAAUCAUACUCCUUA